AUGGGCUGCAUAGGAUCUUCUCAGGCCAGAAACGAAGGCGGAGCAAGACGCGAGAAAAUCAAGAAACCUAAACCGUGGGCGCAUACCGAGCCAAUCACAAGGGCACAGCUUAUGAACAUGCGUGAGGAGUUUUGGGAUACUUCUCCACACUAUGGUGGUCAAAGAGAGAUUUGGGAUGCACUUCGAGCUGCUGCUGAAGCUGAACUGACACUAGCGCAGACAAUUAUUGACAGUGCAGGCGUGAUUGUUCAAGGCCGUGAUCUAACAUUGUGUUGGGAUGAAAGAGGUGCUAAAUAUGAGCUUCCUAGGUAUGUUCUAAGUGAGCCCACGAAUCUGAUCCGAGAGCAGGGACAGUAA
Molecule: messenger RNA, 357 nt
Organism: Brassica oleracea var. oleracea
Lineage: Eukaryota; Viridiplantae; Streptophyta; Magnoliopsida; Brassicales; Brassicaceae
Product: ubiquitin domain-containing protein 1
Exons: 4
Coding region: 1-357 (118 amino acids)
Source: RefSeq, a predicted model, not a curated record